AUGGCAUCGGUAACCUCGCAAUCACACCCACUCCUGCUCGCAACUAGUGCAGCCUACGGCGUGCUAGCCCUGGGCCACACGAUGAAAGGCCUCGAUCAAUUCAAACAUCCAACCAUGAACACGCUUCCGCUUGUGCUUCGUGGCGCCUCCAAGAUUGGCUGGUACGAAGGCAGUGGCUUCUUUGUUAUCAUGAGCAUCCUCAAUUACAAGUGGUCUCAGGUUGGAGUGUACGACAUAUAUGACAAGAGCAUUGCUGCCGUCUUGACAGGACUCUUGGCUGCCGCUGGUGCGGCUUAUUGGAAAUCAAACGAUAAGCCAACCGCCGUCACGCUGGCUACAGUGGCUAUCCUGCAGGGUCUUGGCGUGAGGAACGGGUGGUACCAUCGCUCUUUUUAG
Molecule: messenger RNA, 396 nt
Organism: Bipolaris victoriae FI3
Lineage: Eukaryota; Fungi; Ascomycota; Dothideomycetes; Pleosporales; Pleosporaceae
Exons: 3
Coding region: 1-396 (131 amino acids)
Source: RefSeq, a predicted model, not a curated record